AUGACAUUUCCCUUGUUGCCAUUGAUUUCGUCUCCUACUGAGACUGAGACCAUCGCAAAGUAUGCUGUGACCGGUAAAGUGCUUUUCCCCCUCGGUUCAGUGACUCCCUCCAAACACUUUGUGCACGAAUAUGGAAAAGGUGCUGCAAUUAGCGUUGAUGCUACUGCCAGCAGUGUUAACGUUGAUAAGGCGGUUGAAUUGCUCAAUAUCGGUAUUAAACAAUUAUUUAUUGAUGAAGCUGACUUUGAACUGUUGAUCUCAGUUGCUGGCUUACCAAGCUCCAGAUUUGUGAUCAAAUGUAGUGACGGUGCCUCUCCCUCUCCAAAGGUAUUGGAAUCUAAGGCUUCCUUGCUCUUCUCAGAACCAAUCUCAGACUCUGAUUUCAUACAAUUUUCUGCCGGUGGGAAUAGACCAGUCUAUUUACAAUCGUCAGAGUUUACCGAGGCUUCAGCUGUGGCUGCCGCUAAAAAGGGUUACAUUCCAAUCAUCAAUGCAUCACAAUUGACAACAGAAAGUGUCUCUUGUAACAGCAAUGAGUCUCUUAUUCCCAUUUCUGCUGUUUUCAUUGCAACCUUGACUACUGAUCGUCCUGACGGCUUAUAUACCACAUUAAUAAAUGGUCCUGCUCCAGCUUAUACGGCCUUGGGUGUUGUUUACUCAUCAAAGGAAUCUAUUGCUGAGUCUAUUGCUGUUGGUGAAGGUGUUUACCAAUCACGCAAACGUCGUGAAGAAUUGUGGUACAAGGGUAAGACCAGUGGUGCAACCCAAAAGUUAAUUCGUUUAGAAAGAGAUUGUGAUUCUGACUUGGUCAAGUUCACUGUUGAACAGAAGGACGGGACUGGUUUCUGUCACUUGGAAAACAACCACACAUGUUUCUUUGAUGGAGAUUUAACUGAAUCAAAAGAGGCAACUGGAUCUGGCUUGCCCAAAUUGGACGGUACAUUAAUUAAGAGAUUUGAAUCUGCUCCAGAAGGUUCUUACACCAAGAGAUUAUUCAAUGAUGAGUCCUUGUUAGUGGCUAAGUUAAAGGAAGAAUUGGAUGAGUUGAUUGAAGCUGGGAAGGACAAGAAUCAGGCAGAAGUAGCAUGGGAAGCUGCUGAUUUGUUGUACUUUGUCAUGGUUUGGUGUAUCAAGAAUGGUGUUAGACUUUCUGAUAUUGAAAGAAACUUGGAUAUCAAAAGUCUUAAGGUUACUAGACGUAAGGGAGAUGCCAAAACUGCUUACGUUGAAACAUCUUCAUCACAACCAAAGACAGUUGAACCUAUUGUCACUGAGGAUUUGUACAGGAUGAAGAUCAUCGAUUCUAAAACUGCUUCUGCCUCAGAAAUUGAAGCUUCUUUAACAAGACCAGUUCAAUCUACUAAUGAUAUCAUGAAGUUAGUGUUGCCCAUAAUUAAAAAGGUUCAAGCAAACGGUGACAAGGCAUUACUUGAAUUGACUGAAAAGUUUGAUGGUGUCAAGCUUGAAGCUCCUGUUCUAAAUGCUCCAUUCCCUGAAGAAUACAUGCAAAUCUCUGAAGAUAUGAAGGAAGCCAUUGAUAUCUCUAUCCAGAACAUUGAAAAGUUCCACACUGCUCAAUUACCUCAAGAGAAGGUUAUGACUGUGGAAACAUGUCCCGGUGUUUAUUGUUCACGUUUUGCAAAGCCAAUAGAGAACGUUGGUUUGUAUGUUCCAGGGGGUACAGCUGUUUUACCUUCAACAGCUAUGAUGCUAGGUGUUCCAGCUAAGGUUGCUGGUUGUAAGAACAUCGUUUUUGCAUCACCACCUUCUCGUUCCACUGGCAGAUUGACUCCGGAAGUUGUUUAUGUGGCCCAUAAGUUAGGUGUUAAGUCCAUUCUUAUGGCUGGUGGCUCUCAAGCAAUUACUGCUAUGGCUUAUGGAACUGAAUCAGUGUUGAAGUGUGAUAAGAUUCUUGGUCCUGGUAAUCAAUUUGUUACAGCUGCUAAGAUGUACGUUCAGAAUGAUACUGAAGCUUUGUGCUCUAUCGAUAUGCCUGCUGGUCCUUCCGAAGUGUUAGUCGUAGCAGAUGAAGAAGCGGAUGCGGACUUUGUUGCUAGUGACUUGUUGUCCCAAGCAGAGCAUGGUGUUGAUUCCCAAGUUAUCUUAAUUGGUGUUGGAUUGACACCAAAGAAAUUGGCUGAGUUUGAAGAAGCCGUCAAGAGACAAGCAUGUGUUUUGCCCAGAAGGGAAAUUGUUCAUAAAUCAUUAGCACAUUCCUACAUUUUGUUAGUGGAUACAUAUGAAGAAGCUUUUGAAUUAUCAAACAAAUAUGCACCAGAACACUUGAUUUUACAAAUAACAGAUGCUCAAAAGUACGUUCCAGAUUAUGUUGAAAAUGCUGGUUCUGUAUUUGUUGGAGCUUUAUCGCCAGAAUCAUGUGGAGAUUAUUCUUCAGGUACCAACCACACAUUGCCAACAUAUGGUUAUGCUAGACAAUACUCUGGGGUGAACACUUCUACAUACCUCAAGUUUAUUACUGCACAGAAUGUAAGUGAAGAAGGGUUAAAGAGCAUUGGUAAAGCAGUUAUGACUUUGGCUGCCGUUGAAGGCUUGGAAGCCCAUAGAAACGCUGUACAAGUUAGAAUGGAUAAGUUGGGAUUACUUUAA
Molecule: messenger RNA, 2607 nt
Organism: Lizanozyma spartinae
Lineage: Eukaryota; Fungi; Ascomycota; Pichiomycetes; Serinales; Debaryomycetaceae
Gene: HIS4
Product: trifunctional histidinol dehydrogenase/phosphoribosyl-AMP cyclohydrolase/phosphoribosyl-ATP diphosphatase
Exons: 1
Coding region: 1-2607 (868 amino acids)
Biological process (GO): L-histidine biosynthetic process
Cellular component (GO): cytoplasm
Molecular function (GO): NAD binding; phosphoribosyl-ATP diphosphatase activity; phosphoribosyl-AMP cyclohydrolase activity
Source: RefSeq, a predicted model, not a curated record